Ilex paraguariensis (yerba mate) is the source of this 1142-nucleotide messenger RNA. NCBI's taxonomy places the organism in Eukaryota, Viridiplantae, Streptophyta, Magnoliopsida, Aquifoliales, Aquifoliaceae. The record is from the annotation of a GenBank genome assembly.
GUUUCAAAAAUAUUUUCAAUAAAAGGUUUUGAGUCAUGUACAGAUUCAUCCUAAAUUCAUUUUAUUAAAACCUAAUGAGUCAAAGUAAAAAUACGAAGGGUCACUUAGGGUCUCUAAGGUCUUUACUUUUCCUAAUCUUUGAAGGAUCCUGGGAGAUCUAAAUGAUGUGGUUUGUAGCUUGAACACUUUCUUUCUUGUGGCUUUGGAUCUUGAAUUUGGUAGCUUCAUGGCCAUGGAUUUAAUAGAGAUUUACAUUGUGGCUUUAUGGAAUUAGCCAAUUACAAUAAGCAAUUUCCAAACAAGUGGUUUGUUCUUAGUGUUUGAAUGCAGAUCUUCCACAAAGGUGGAACUUUCUCAUGGAAUCCUGUGCGGCUGACGUUAAUCUUUGAUCUCAGAUACAAUGCAUACAUCUGCCAUGGGAAUCUGUACUGGAAAGUGAAAUCCAAGAAUUCAUGCCGGACAUAGUUUUGGGUGCAGAUGUAAUUUAUAAUCCAUCAUGCCUACCACAUCUUGUUCGAGUUCUUGCUGUUCUUUUGAACCGUGGAAAAUCCUACUCCCGAGAUUGGAUUGACAGCCGGGGCUUAUCACUGGGUCAAAAACCUGAAAGAAAGAAAAUGUGCUACAAGAAUGAGUUGAACACAGAUGAUUCUGGUGAUAAUGAUAGGCUUGAACUUGAUGUUUGCAAAGGUGAAGAAUUGUGUAAUAGUGCUCAAAAUGCUGAAUAUCUGUGUCAUGCAGUGAAGGAAAGGCCAGUGGCAUUUAUUGCUUCUGUCAUUCGCAAUAUCGACACCUUUAAUCAUUUUCUUACACUAGCAGAUCAGGCAAAUCUCAUUGUCACAGAGCUCACUGAAAAGAUUACGCCAUUUAAUUUGCUUCCUUACCUGAAGUCAUACCAGCGAUCAAGUAUUCGAAUGUUUACCAUUUCAUAUUUAUGUGACUAACAUUUUUAUUUAUGCUGUGUCUGAUAAUGAACCAGAAAUACAAUAAUUUGAGUGACUGGGUACAAUUUGGUCUGAUUCUGAGAAUUUCAUUUGUGCUAGUGACUUGGUUCAAUUUUUAAACCAGAAUUACAAUAAAUGUGUCCCCCAUGGAGCUUGUAAUUUAUCUCCUAUUGGAGUGAAGGCGGAGGGCCGUGCUUAUCA